Rotaria sp. Silwood1 is the source of this 2427-nucleotide messenger RNA. The record is from the annotation of a GenBank genome assembly. NCBI's taxonomy places the organism in Eukaryota, Metazoa, Rotifera, Eurotatoria, Philodinida, Philodinidae.
AUGAUAGCCUGGGGAGGACCAAUGCUAAGAUCUAGAGAAAGAAUUCUUUGGCAAGUGCGACUUUGGGACAAUGAUGGUAAGACGUCGGGAUGGAGCGAGAUUGCAUCGUUUGAAAUGGGACUUCUGGAUGUACACGACUGGGAUCCGGCAGUUUGGAUUGAAAACAAGGAUUAUGCAACUGGCAACACAUCUCUUCCUUACUUUGUUAAGCGCUUCAGAAUCUCAAGCGCAGUAUCAAGUGCACGACUAUGGAUUAUAGGAUUGGGUCAGUUUGUCGCAACAGUGAAUGGUCAAGCAGUGACAAACAGUGUUCUUAACCCUGGUUAUUUCGAUUGGAAUAAGACCAUUGAAUAUUCAACUUAUAAUGUUACAGCCACUCUGAAAGAUGGUGACAAUGUUCUGGGCGUAGCUCUAGGAAAAGGAAUUUAUAGAGCUGAAAAACCACUUGGUGGACGCUACUAUAAGUUUCUUACAACACCACAUCCAAUGAAGUUGAUUGCACAACUACAGUUGAACUAUACCAAUGGAAGUUAUCAAUAUAUUGUGUCGGAUUCUAGCUGGCUAACUACUGUUACAGGUCCUUUGCUUGAAUCUAGCUGGUACGGUGGUGAGGAAUAUGAUGCAAGAAAAGAACUCCUUGGCUGGGAUACACCAACGUACAAUCAUUCGACAUGGAAGAUGGCAGAUAUUUCGAGCAUACCAAAUCCUAAUGCUAUCUAUCGAGCUCGUGAAUCUCCUGCCAUCCAAUCAGUUGAAGAAAUUAUCGCAAUCUCUGUCACAGAUCAAGGUAAUGGUACAUAUAUUUUCGAUUUUGGAGUCAAUCAUGCAGGUUGGCCAAAGAUAAGUAUGAGAGGUGCACGUGGAACAACUGUUACUAUGAGACCAGCUGAGUUGCUCAACUCGAAUGGAACUAUCAAUCAAGUGACCGAGGGAACUCCAAUUUAUGAUCGGUAUACUUUUUCUGGUAAAGGCAUCGAGACCUAUGUUCCAACCUUUAGAUAUCAUGGUUUUCGAUAUUUACAAGUUGAAAACUUAACCUAUGUACCACAAGUCAACGAUUUCAAAAGCUAUACAUUGCGUAUUAACAACGAUGUGACCGGUACGUUCAACAGUUCUAUUGAAAUUUUGAAUAGUAUUCACCGAAUUGUCAACCGAGCCGUACAAAGUAAUAUGUUCUCUGUAUUCACUGACUGUCCGCAUCGGGAAAAACUUGGUUGGCUUGAAGAAACUCAUCUCGUCUUUCCCGCAAUUGAGCGUUUUUUCGAUGUCCAAGCCCAUGGUCGCUCAGUCGUUCGCCGCAUAGCUGAAGCACAGCUGAGCAAUGGAAUGGUUCCCACAACUGCACCUGAAUAUCCAAUUUUUAGCGGUGCCUUCCGAGAUGAGCCUAAUUGGGGAAACAGCAUUAUUCUCCUACCAUUGUAUCUUUACCAAUCUUAUGGAGAGAGAGCUUUACUAGAAGAAUUUUAUUCAAAUAUGGUGUCAUGGGUUGAUUAUUUAACGUCCAAAGCGGAAAAUAAUAUUGUAUCAUACGGCCUUGGUGACUGGUAUGCCAUCGAUCAGUCAACACCUGUUGGUGUCACCGGAACAUAUGGAUAUUGGCUGUCCGCUAAUGGACUUGCAAAGAUUGCUAAUGCUUUGAAUAAAACUGACGAUGCUCAGAAAUAUUCAGAUUUAGCAUCACAGAUCUCGUCUGCUUUUCAUAGGACCUAUUUCAAUGGGACUGCUCAUACCUACGCCACAGGAAGUCAAGCCGCUGAUGUAUUUGCAUUAGAAAUGGGUGCAGUCCCUAUCACAGAACAACAAAAUGUUAUUCAACAUCUGAUAAAUGACAUUCGUCAGCGUAGGAACCAUACUUCUGCUGGAGAAGUUUCUCUGCCAUCCUGGUUUCGAAUGCUAAGCUUCUAUGGCCAUGAUGAUGUAAUCUAUGACUUCCUCUCACGUACAGACAGCCCGAGCUAUGGUUAUGCAAUUAUUCACGGUGCAACAUCUCUUACUGAAGAUUGGGAUGGUCCUGCUCCAGCUAGAGGCCAGUCAUUGAGCAGUCAAAAUCAUUUUAUGUUUGGUGCAGUAGACGAAUGGUUGAUGCGUUCUCUUGCCGGCAUACAACAAGCUGCUAACUCUAUAGACUAUCGGGUCUUAAAUAUUAAGCCUGCCAUUGUUGGAAAUAUUAGUCACGUCGAAGUAACUUAUAGAACCACCAGAGGAUGGAUUGAGACUCAAUGGAAUCGAGUUGGAGCAGCUUUCACAUUGAAAGCUAUACUUCCAUAUGGAUCGAUUGCAAAUGUUUAUGUACCGGGAACGAACGCGACAUCAGAUUAUGGUACGCUGAUUCAAAUUAGAACGAGAGAAGCAGUGACAGUAUUCAAAAUCGGAAGCGGGAGUUAUACAUUUAAAUCGAUUAUUGGUGUAAAUACAAAACGAAACUAA